Tilletiaria anomala UBC 951 is the source of this 5504-nucleotide messenger RNA. RefSeq lists its product as uncharacterized. The record is from RefSeq and is a predicted model, not a curated record. The transcript is spliced from 5 exons. NCBI's taxonomy places the organism in Eukaryota, Fungi, Basidiomycota, Exobasidiomycetes, Georgefischeriales, Tilletiariaceae. Bases 276 to 5225 code for a protein of 1649 amino acids. Gene Ontology annotation, molecular function: GTP binding.
UCCAACGUCGCCAUCUUCACCUCCAUAUUCCAUCCCUCCAUAGCCCACAUAUAUAUCCAUAUCAGGCAGUCACGCAGACAGGCAGACAAGCAGGCAAGCAGACAGGCUCCGCUUCCUUCUUCCACCGCGCGCACGCACUCUCUACAGAUCAGUCAAUCCCUCCCUGCCUGCAAAGCGUGUAGUAGCCACAAGUGGACAGCAGCGCUGCAUCUGCUCGCACCAGCUUCGCUGGCCACCGCUCAUCCACUUUUCCCGCCCUCCGUCCCCUGGCAGCCAUGUCCGACCGAGAAGCGGGCGAUCGCGAGACCCGGGCAGAGGCGGCACUGAUGCCGCCUCCUUCGCCCGAGCCGACUACCUCGUCCAUCCGCGGCGCAAGCACCUCCGGCUGGUCGCCUCUGCGCGUUUCCAACAGGGUUGCCCACCACUACCCGGGCGCCUUGUCGCCCGCAUCGACCGCCACCUCGUCGUCGCCCACAUCGGCGUCGGCCGCCUCGCCGCAAACGCUCUUCAUGGCCGGCAGCACGGCGCCGCCCCCGCCGCCGUCGCUCCUCCGCGCACACGAGAUCGAGCAGCAGCGCGGCGCCGCCAUCCGUGGGCUCAAGAGCCACAGUCUUGUCAGCAACUCGCCCUUCAAGCAGCAGCAGCAACAGCAGGCAACAACGAGCCCCAACCGCACCCGCGUCGGGCUCGGACUCGGGAUCGGCGGCAGCAGCAGCAACAGCACCAGCAGCAGCAACAACACCGUUGGACGCAUCCCGCGCGCCAACAGCGGCUUCACCCCGCGCAAGCUCUCCGACAAGCAGCGACACAAGUCGCUCCCCGUGCUCGACACGUCAGCAGCAGCAGCAGCAGCAGCAGGGAGCAGCAGCAGUAGCAGCGGCGGCAGCAGCAGCGAUGAUAGCGCCGGUACGAGCACCAGUACCGGCGCCGCAUACCUUCCCCCGCGCAAGAGCCAGGGGUUCAAGGCGCUCGCAAGCGCGUCGUACGUCUCCAACUCGCCCUUCAAGGCGUCCGUCAGCACGGCGGCGGCAGCAGCAGCAGACACAGACGCCGACGAGCCCCCACCCGUGCCGAUGCCCAGGAACGCAUGGGCAAUGACGGCCAGCUUGGCGUCGCCGACAAAGCUCGACAAGCACCCGCAGCCGCAUGUGCACCAGGCACGCUCCGGUGCCGCAGCCAUCGCCGCUGCCGCCAACGCGCGCCCCUCGACGCCCGAGAACGGCGCUCCCCAACAGCAGCAGCAGACAACGCCGACGAGUACACCGCGCCGCCGGACCUACCACGCGCAGGCGCACACCUCGCCGACGAAAGACGCACUGCUUGUGACACCGACGCGCUCCAGUGGUGCCGCCACCACCAUCACUUCACCCUCAUCCCCAACGACGACGGCGAGUUCGCCGGGCCGCAGCAGCACCCGCGGCCGCGGCCUGCUCGUCUCGAACCGGCUGCACGGCCCGCGCGAGGCGUGCAGCUCAGUCUUCUCGUCGCCUGGCGGUGGCAUCGGCAGCAGCGACCGCGAGCGCAGAAAGACGGUUACCUUCGACGAGCUGCUCGACGUGCAGGAGUUCGAGAAGGAAAGCUCGCUCGGGUCCGACGUUGGCUCUUGCGCCUCCUCCUCUCCCUCUUCGUUGACGUCGUUCGACGAGCGCGCGUUCGAAGGUUCUGAGCUCGACGUGCAGCAGCAGCAGAUGGCGAUGGUUGCGCGCCACGGAGAGAGCGCCAGUGCGGACAGCCUCGUGAGCGCCAGCGACGUCGAGAGCGACGCGGACGUCCAGGCAUAUCCGCACCGUCGUGCCUCCGGCGUCUCGACGGCGUCAUCCUCCGUGCAGUCCCAAUCUCACGCGCAAGCCCAGCCGCAAGCCCGAGUCCAGCAGAUCCACGGCGCCAGCGGACGGCUACACAUCGUCAACGGCUCACCGGAGCUCGAGUCAUCCUCGUCGGACGACACGUCCUGCUCGGAGGAAUCCGGGGACAGUUCUUCGCGCGACUUCAGCGCGCCAAGCACCAACGCCUCGGAUAACGAGACCGUUGGCGAUGAGAACGAGCACGAUGCCGGCACCGACACGCCGGUGACAAUGCCGUCCUCCUGCAGCGACACCGACAUCGUCCUCGUCCUCGGGGCUGCUGGCGUGCACAACAAGAACCCCAAGGGGGGCGCAGAGGCGCGCGGCAAUGUCGACUUUAUCGUGCCGCUCGAGAGCUCUUUUGAGUUUCUCGAGCAGAUGCGCCUUCCUUCUUCAGCAGCGGCGACGAGAGCGGAGAUGGACUUGCAUGGCCUGCACCGCGUCGAUUCGAUGGUCGACGAGCUGUUGAAUGAAGACUUGCUCUUUGACCUCUCGCCCGGCAAGAAGCAGGCCAAGAACGCACGCGCGGAGAACCAGCAGCAGCAGCAGCACGGCUAUCGCCCACUCCCAACGCCGCCUCCAGCCGCUGCCACUGGCCCAGGUAUGACGCCGACGCGCAAGCACUCAGCGUCCAACACGCCGACGCCGACGGGCCGGCCGCGCAUCUCGCGCAACACGGUGCUCGAGCGCGUUGCGUCGCAGAAGCAGCAACAGCAACAGCAACAGCAGCAGCAGUCACCUGACCCCGAUGCGCACAUGCACACCGGUGUCAACGACGAGAUGAGUACGGCGCCGAUGGCUAUUCGUUCCAGUGCGACCGAGGGUUCCAUGUCUCCUCGCCCAGCAGUUGCCAGUCCGCAAGCGCGCAAGACGUCCGAUCCCGUCGUCGCCGUCGUCAGCGGCGCGAACACGCCUUCGAGAGGCACGCCGGUGCGUGCGCGUGUAGCGGACAUCUUUACUCCCGCUGGUGACGUGGAGGAGGAGGAGGCAGCAGCAACAGGGCAGAUGCAUCGCGAACCCAGCGCUGCGGACAUGUACUCGGACGCUGCAUCUGCAUUUUCGCACUCGCAGCAAAAGCAGCAACAGUCGCUGCGACGUAACUCGGACGCUGUCGUCCAUACGUCACCCGUCCCGCCUCCAGAGUCUGUCAGGCGCGACAGCCUGCCGACGGAGACGCAGCGCGUCAGUCCACUUGAGCGCGUCGGCGAGCUGCUCACGACGAGCCGCGCAGCAACAAGCGCAGUAGGCGCGGGUGAUUUGUCCGGCCGCGUCUCGCCCUCGCUUCUUGGUCCGCCGCCGCCGCGCGUCACGCCGGCGCAGCAGGCGGACCAGAUCAUCGCGAGAAGGCGCAGCAAGAAUGGCAAGCCUCCUAUGCGCAGGCGCAGUCGCUCGACGGGCGAUGCGCAUGCUUUCCAUCGCGACAGUGCGAGUCUCAGCCCGAGUCCAAGUCCCAGUCGCGUUCCAGCAGAAGGUUCUGGCGCGCAGAAUUAUGGCGAGGAGGCUGAAAGGCACAUGGGACAGGUCAUCGAGAGCGCACAGCACAGGGUGGAGCACACAUUCAAAGCGGCGCUUGAUGUAGGUUUCGGAAACGGUAUCGAGCGCGAAAUCAGCAGGAUCUACAAGGAAGGAGAUAAAAAGUACCGGGUCAACGACCGUGGCGUCUUCCAGGGUGUUGACGACAAGAUCUCGCAUCACGGCCAGGCCGGUGAUGUCGACAGCGGAAGAGCCUGGCGCAAACUUCGCAGGCCUAGUGACAUGCACGAGUACGCCAAGGAGAUUCGCGAGUUCCGAGACCAUGAGAACCCGAAGAAGGCAGCGGGUAAGGUAUUUGUCAUGGUCGACUCCUUCAUUCCGGACAACUUGCCAGUGCCAUCUCGGCCCACCAAAUUCUACUGCAUUCUGGACAACGGCCUGCACAUGGUCAAGACCGGCUCUGCGACCUUGCGUCCCAACGGCGAGCCAAGCAGGAUCGCGCAAGAGUUCGAGCUAAUCCAACACAAAAAUCUGGAAUUCAGCUUGACGCUUGUCGUUCAGCGCGAUGCGCAUUUGCAGGAUCCAUCGGUGCAGGGCAGUCCGCAGAGCCCAAAGAAGGACAAGUUCAUGAGCAGAUUCUUCUCCAGCCCCAGAAAGGGCUCUCGCAGGGAUGCAUACGACGACAUGGCACCGCCUGGCCGUCCCGAGCCACUGCUAGCAUUUAUGAACCGCGAGGGCGCUCUUGGCUAUGCCUCGAUUAUCUUCGAAAAGGUUGCUUCGCAAUGCCUCGGCAAGUGUGCAGUCUUUGAUCUCCCCGUGAUUGGCGUCUCCGAUCCAGCACCUUCGCUGUCAAGCGCACACUCUUCGCAUACUGCGAGGCGCACGGACUUUACGCGCAACAUUGUCCGCCCAAGGGGAAUGCUACGCCUCAAGAUGUUCUACUUGCCGCCCAUGCCGUCGGUUCCGCGCAAUGCUUUCCCAGAGAAUCUCAGCGAGUGCAUCAGAGGAAUUCACGCCGCACAGACCCGCAGCGACGAUGUCAAGCUGGAAGGCGUCCUGACGCAGAUGGGCGGUGACUGCACAACUUGGCGAAGAAGGCCUAUCAAGCUUCAAGGGACUGCGCUGAUCUGCUACAAUGAAAUCACCAAGAAGCCGACGGUCAAGAUUGACCUGAGCAAGGCCGUCUCGCUGGAGGACAUGCAGGAUCCGCACACGCCGGCUGUCACUCCUGGCUCGUCGCAGCGCUCUGGCGCGAGUGCCACGCAGGCUCACGCGCGCAAUCAUUCCGCUGAUGAGGAAGAAUACGGUGCGCUUUAUAACGUCGAGCGAUCCUUCCGCAUCACUUUCCACGACGGCGAGAAGAUCAGCUUCUUUGCAGACACCGAUGAGGAGAAAGGGCGCUGGUUGGAGGCUGUGGAUGGGACGAUCAAGUCACACACGCCAGCUGCGCCGAUGUGGGCUCACAUUGCGCUGGCGCUGAUCAAGAACCAUGCCAAUGGCGCGGCAGCACGUGGCAAGAGCGCCUCGGCACCGCAGACGCCGGCCAAGAACGGCACGUGCGCAGUUAGCGCCACGCCAUCUAGGCGCGUGCCAAGCGGCAGCCGCUCACAACCGGGCAGUCAGCGCCGGGUCCCGCCCACGAUGAUGGAGGAAGAGUCGAACGCCAACAUACCCGAUCGCGAAAUGAAGACUGCGCCAAAACUUCCAGCUAUGUCGUAUUCGAGCACUAGGUCAAGUGGCAUCCCGCGUCCGCACGUGCAUGGCAUUCUGGUCAACCCUCACCCUCCUGCCAACGCCACGCCUUCUUCGGCCUCGCAUGUGCCACGCCCGGUCUCCACCAUGCCUCCGCCCACGCUAACUGGCAUUCCACAGCGCUCUCGCCACGUCCAUCAUGCCAGCAUUUGCUGAGUAGGUCCAACCAUUUUUUCGCUUUCUUCGUGUCAUCCAUGGCGAAUGCCAAGGAUGGCCUGCACCACCUAUGGCAUUUGCGCCCCGACGAAGGAGCCCUUUUACAAAGCUCCCACUUUUGACAUUCUUGUUCCUUGGAUCUGAAUGAGCAGUUCUUAGCCAACCCGUUAGCAAGAGUUUCAAUUGAACAGAACAGUGACCAGUUAAAUUUCCGAUGUACUAUCAAUAUGUCCGAUCAGAAUCAACUCUUGUCGUCUGCUGGACAGACGUCAUUUGCAC